Molecule: messenger RNA, 4227 nt
Organism: Equus quagga
Lineage: Eukaryota; Metazoa; Chordata; Mammalia; Perissodactyla; Equidae
Gene: GPR153
Product: G protein-coupled receptor 153
Exons: 7
Biological process (GO): G protein-coupled receptor signaling pathway
Cellular component (GO): membrane
Molecular function (GO): G protein-coupled receptor activity
Source: RefSeq, a predicted model, not a curated record
GGAGGAAGGGUGGGAGGGUGGAAGGCAGGCAGGCAGGGAGGGAGGGGCUGCAGGGUCGAGCCGAGCGGAACGGGCCGGCCAGGGGCGGCCCCCGCCAGGAUGCCCCGGCCCGUGGGCCGCUCCGCCGCCAGCCACCCCCGCGGCCCCUGGCGGCCCGCGGUCGGCCUGGGGGCGCGGGAGCCACAGCCGGAGCCAGAGGCGGGAGCAGCGAGCAGGAGCCCCGGGCGCCCGAAUGCAGGAUGCUCAUGGUCCCUGGUGUCCUCAAGCCUCAUGUGAGGGCUGCUGCUCUGAGCUGAGGCCUGGCUCCGAGGAUGCCCCAGACACCGGCCAGCUCCCGUCUGCAUCAUGAGUGAUGAGCGGCGGCUGCCUGGCAGUGCAGUGGGCUGGCUGGCAUGUGGAGGCCUCUCCCUUCUGGCCAACGCCUGGGGCAUCCUCAGCGUGGGUGCCAAGCAGAAGAAGUGGAAGCCACUGGAGUUCCUGCUGUGCACGCUUGCGGCCACCCACAUGCUCAACGUGGCAGUGCCCAUUGCCACCUAUGCUGUGGUGCAGCUGCGGCGGCAGCGCCCCGACUACGAGUGGAAUGAGGGCCUCUGCAAGGUCUUCGUCUCCACCUUCUACACCCUCACCCUGGCCACCUGCUUCUCCAUCACCUCCCUCUCCUACCACCGCAUGUGGAUGGUCCGCUGGCCCGUCAACUACCGGCUGAGCAACGCCAAGAAGCAGGCGGUGCACACGGUCAUGGGCAUCUGGAUGGUGUCCUUCAUCCUGUCAGCCUUGCCUGCCGUUGGCUGGCACGACACGCGUGAGCGCUUCUAUGCCCACGGCUGCCGCUUCAUCGUGGCUGAGAUCGGCCUGGGCUUCGGCGUCUGCUUCUUGCUGCUGGUGGGCGGCAGCGUGGCCAUGGGCAUGGUCUGCACAGCCAUCACCCUCUUCCAGACGCUGGCUGGGCAGGUGGGGCGCCGGGCCGACCGCCACGCCUUCACUGUGCCCACCAUUGUGGUAGAGGACGCACAGGGCAAGCGCCGCUCCUCCAUCGAUGGCUCUGAGCCUGCCAAAACCUCACUGCAGAUCACAGGCUUGGUGGCCACUAUCGUCAUCAUCUAUGACUGCCUCAUGGGCUUCCCCGUGCUGGUGGUGAGUUUCAGCAGCCUCCGGGCAGACGCCUCUGCGCCCUGGAUGGCACUGUGUGUGCUGUGGUGCUCCGUGACCCAAGCCCUCCUGCUGCCCGUAUUCCUCUGGGCCUGCGACCGCUACCGUGCUGACCUCAAGGCCGUCUGGGAGAAGUGCGUGGCCCUCAUGGCCAACGACGAGGACUCGGACGAUGAUACCAGCCUGGAGGGUAGCGUCCCCCCGGACCUGGUGCUGGAGCGCUCCCUCGACUACAGCCAUGGGGGCGACUUUGUGGCCCUGGACAGGAUGGCCAAGUACGAGCUCUCUGCCCUGGAGGGCGCCCUGCCCCAGUUCUACCCGCUGCAGCCAUUGCAGGAGGACAAGAUGCACUACCUGCAGGUGCCGCCCACGAGACGCCUCUCGCACGACGACGCGGACGUGUGGGCCGCCGUCCCGCUGCCCGCCAUCCUGCCGCGUUGGGGCUCCGGCGACGACCUGGCCGCGCUCGUGCUGCCCGCCGCGCCCGAGCCGCGCCGCGGCGGCCUGCUGGCCUUCGCCGAGGACGCGCCCCCGUUCCGCCCGCGCCGCCGCUCGGCCGAGAGCCUGCUGUCGCUGCGCCCCCCGGCCCUGGACGGCGGCCCGCGCCGCGCCCGCGACUCGCCGCCGACCACGCCAGCAGGCCGCCGCGGCGCGGCUCGGGCCGAGUCCGAGUGCAGCGUGACGUAGCCCGACGCGCUGACGGCCUUCGAGCGCGAGCCGCAGGCCCUGCGCCGCCCGCCCGCCGCGCCCGGGCACUUCCCCGCGCCCGCCGGCGCCCAGCCCGACGAGGACGCGGCGCCCCCUGGCGGCGGCGGCGGCGGGCCGCAGAGCCCAGAGCCGCGUCCGACUGCGCACGCACACGCGGGGCCCUUGCGGUCCGACUUGAGCGCGUCGUGGGGCGAGCCCGGGGGCCUGCGCGCGGCUGGCGGCGGGAGCAGCAGCAGCUUCCUGAGCUCGCCCUCCGAGUCUUCGGGCUACGUCACGCUGCACUCGGACUCGCUGGGCUCGGCGUCCUAGGGCCCGCCGGCACUCCCCGACCCUCGCCAGGCAGGCCGGCCGCCCACGGGGGCCAAAACACCAAAGAUGCCACCCUGUCCAGGCUCGGGGUUGGGGGCCACGCUGAGCCUGCCAACAGCACCCGGACGUGUGCCAGCCCUCCCAGGGUGAUGGGGCAGUGGCUCUCUGCCGGCCCUAGGAAGUGGGCAUUGUCUGGAGGGGCGAUGACUGCCCUGGACUGCACUGGGCACAGACCAGCCACUGGGCACGGCAUCUCCCAGCAAAGUGAGGCUGGGCUUGCGUAAAGGCGGGCUCUGCACGCCCAGCUGCAUCUUCCCUAGCGCCAGGACAGCUGGGCUGGGGGAGGGAGCCCAGGGACAGGGCCACUACCAGACGGAACAAAGGCUGGCCUUGCAGGAGCAAGAGCCACCGGACUGCACCCGGCUUUCCGCUCUGCACUGUAACUCUGUCAUCUCAGGGGGUGGGGUGCAGAGGGUUUCUAAGCACAGGGGUCUUCAGAGCCUAAACAAGCCCUCCCAGCAGGUCUGCCUGCUGACCUAUUCUGUUUCGGUUUCUCCAUCUGUGAUGAGCAGGUGACGGUGUUAACUCUCAGGACUGUUUGGAGAAGUCUUCUGGUCCGUGUGUCCCGGCCACUGAGUGGAGAGGGCAUGAGAGAUAGACUAGUGCCCUCCGUGGGUCCUUGGUGGGGGUCAGCCUUCAGUGUGUUGCCUGGUGUGGCACCAGGCCUGAGGCCUCCCACUCCCAGUGCCCCCGGCCCCCUUGGGAACCCACUCCCCACUCAGCUAAAGCACAACACUUCUGCACCGUCACCAUCGGCACCACCCCACCUUGACCACCAUUGGGAUCCCCAUCCUCGUCACUCCACCAUCACAGCCUACUCUCACCACUUCGGCCACCUCUGUGACUCCCACCACAAAGGUCGUGGUACAUGGUGGGAAGAACUGAAGCAAAGGGGGGGUGGGCUUCCUUAUCCUGGCAUCUGUCCCCAGCCUUAUCCCCCACCCGUGCAGGUCUAGUCAGGAAGGGGUCCUGCCUAGGAGGCCUCCCAGGUUCUGGGUUUAAGGCCUGGUCCCUGGCAAAGGUUCUCCUCCACCCUUGGGGUAGUGCUCUUUGCUCUCCCUCCUGGGAAGACCCCUUGCAGGCCUGGGCUUUUCCAUGGGCCCUGUGGAGGGGCCUGCUGGGUCUUCUGUGGAAGAAGACCCUAGAUUCAGGCUAAGAAGAGGCCCAGGAAUAGCUGUGACCUUGAGCUGGAGGGACAGGGGCUAAUGCAGAGGCUGUCUCAUCCUGGCCCCUGCCUCCACGCAGUAGCCUCAGAACCUGAAGACCUGGAGCAAGUUCCAAGGCCAGCAGGGAGCCUGCCUGUGCGGUGUUCCCGCCUGCUCUGCAACCUGGAAUUGCAGCACUGCCUCUGCCCUUCCCAUGGCAGAGCCCACCUCCUCACCCUCCAGGUAGAGUCCCAGCCCCAGAAGAGGCCUCUGGGAGAGGGGAGGAGGGGGACUGCUUGGCUCCGUCUCUGCUUUGGAGGCCCCUCCAGUCACUGGCUGUGGGUAACCUGGGGGGAGGAGCUGACUACAGGUGAGCAAGGCUGGGGACUGCUUUCCAGCCCUAGCCAUGGGAGGGGCCACCUCUGGCCAAUGCUGCUGUGCCUUCAUGGACCAACAUGUCAUUUAGGGGCAGAGGUCAUCAGCUGGCCACUGUCCUCCCCUUGGGCUGGCCCAUUUGUCAUCCUUGGGUUUUCACUCUGUGUAUUUCAUAUCCAAUGGCAAUACUUGCACGGGGACAUGGUACUCCAAAGUCCCUCCAGUCCUGGUUUUUACAAAAAUAAAGAGGAGGGAGGACCCAAGCGGACAGCCCUGGGGCCUGGGGCUCCCUGUCACACUCUGCAGCCUCCAGGCCUAUUUGCUGCGGUGAUAAGCAGCUUGACCCCGUGGCCAUCGUAGGGAGCUCUGUCUUCAUACCACCACCCAGCCCAGAGCCAGGGAUCCGUUUGUAGUUUUUUGACAACAGUAUUUCUCUUCUGUACAGAAUCCAAUAAAAACUUCCUAUGUUUUGCACCCGGCA